AUUUUAAUGACUCUGUGAAAAAUAAAAUGAAACUUGUUUCGUUGUUAUUUUUACAAUUUUCUAAUUACAAAGUUUUCAAUUUAGUAAUUACUAAUUGUUAAUAAAUUACGUCUCAGAAUUAGGUGUAUAUUGUAGUUAUAUAAAUACAAGUUGUAAUGGCUUACACAGAAAAGGUGUCACUAAGUGGAACCGCGCUUUCGUUCUUGCUGUACGAAUGUAUAAAUUCCGUAAAUAGUCAGGAGGGAUUUCUCAUAGGAGAUAUAUCAUCAGAAAUUACUAACCACAUAUCAGACUCGCACAGUGAUAAUGCUAGACUGGAUACACAGAUAGUGAUAAGAACUGUAUUACCAUUGCCCACUGUCUCCUUAUUUUACUUACCUACAGGCAGAAUAAAGGAAGAUGUCCUCGCAGGCUUGCUCUCUAACACAGCUAGUGAAGUCGUUGGCUGGUAUAAAUAUAGAAAGAACACUAAUAUCAAGCCUACAUUUAGGGAUAAAUUAAUAUCAAAAGGUUUGCAAAAAUAUUUUGAUAAAUAUCAUGGAAAGAAAACAUUUGUAACUUGUAAUUUAUCUAAUAAAUGUUCAUCUUCCGGAUCAACUCAUAUGUUUACGUAUAGAUUUGGAAAGAUUAAUUGUUAUGAUAUGUAUGAAUACAUUGAAGAUGUAACUGCAAAUCUGGGUGAAAAACAAACUGGAUAUAAAAAGGCCCAUAGGUUAACACCACAGUGUGUUUUUAAUAAAAUUGUAAAAGACAGUAAUGUGCAAUGUAAUGCUUCUGCCGAUGCAAUAUUGCGUAUUCAGGAAGCUGUUGAUGUCAGACUUAAGAAAGAAGCUAAAAUUGCAGCAAAAAAUGAAUGUACAAUCCGAGAGCUAGAAGCAGAAAUAAAGCAAAUGAGUGCCAUUUUGGCAGAAAAACAAGCUUCAGAUUUACAAAGUGCUUAUGAUAAACUAACAAGAGAGAAAUUUAAAGUAAAUCAAGUAGAAAUGGCUGAAGCCUGUAUUGAAGCAUUACAAACACCUCCAGAUACAGAUAUAUUGAAUGUUCCUAAUAUUUUAAUGAAUAGCAAUCAUUUGACAGAAAUUGAGAAUCCUAACCAAUUUGAAAAUGAUAUAAUAGAUAGAAGUCCAAGUCCUGUAUUAAUGCCUAGAAGUACAACUAAGCCAGUAUUGAAUUAUGCUGCAGCAUUAAAACACAAUAAUGAAACACCUUCAACUAGUAAACAGAACAACUUCAGUGAUGAUUUAAUAAGUUUUGAUGUUGAAGACAAACAUACGAAAAAAUCAAUAAUUAUCAAUGAUGAUAUGAAAUGUUUUGGAGACAGUUCACCUGAAUAUUGACAAGUGCCUUAUCAUUUAAAUUAAUAACUUGAAUAUGUUACCAUAUUAGUAUUAGUAAACUAAACUUUGUACUAUUACUUAUUUCUAAUUUCGUUUCUAGUAAUGUUCUAUAUCAAGUAAUAUAUUAAUACUGUUUAAUUGUAAAUAACAAAUGAUUUGAUGGCAACAGUAGGUUGCAAAUUCAAGAUAUCCUUCAUUUUAAUAUCACAUUAUUAAGAUGUGGUUGUAUUUGGAGUGUAACUUUAUACAGUUGGCUAUUUUUUUACU
Messenger RNA from Achroia grisella, 1604 nucleotides. RefSeq names its product BRCA1-A complex subunit Abraxas 1-like. Gene Ontology annotation, molecular function: polyubiquitin modification-dependent protein binding; microtubule binding. The coding region runs from base 156 to 1337 and encodes 393 amino acids. The record is from RefSeq and is a predicted model, not a curated record. The transcript has 3 exons. Gene Ontology annotation, cellular component: nucleus. NCBI's taxonomy places the organism in Eukaryota, Metazoa, Arthropoda, Insecta, Lepidoptera, Pyralidae. Gene Ontology annotation, biological process: mitotic spindle assembly; attachment of spindle microtubules to kinetochore; protein K63-linked deubiquitination.